UCCGAAGGUCACCGACACAGUGAGAUCUGAAAUCAAUGUGAGCACGUUGCAGUGUUGCACUGUCAUGCAAACAACUAACAAAUCAAGCGCGUCACUCCACUCGCCCCCUUUAUAAAUAACCGCUACACUUUCCCCCGUCAAAACCCUCACACACCAAAACACACAGUCAAAACCACAAUGGCAACCACCACCGACAGAUCUGAAACCACCACCGCUAACGGCGGCACCGCCGUAUCUCCACCUAAAUCAAAAGUAGCUCUAAUCACCGGAAUCACCGGUCAAGACGGUUCAUACCUCACUGAACUCCUGUUAAACAAAGGCUACGAAGUUCACGGUCUGAUCCGACGGUCCUCAAACUUCAACACGCAACGGAUCAACCACAUCUACAUCGAUCCACACAACGCUCACAAGGCGCGUAUGAAGCUCCACUACGCUGAUCUAACCGACGCCUCUUCUCUCCGCCGUUGGAUCGAUACGAUCUCGCCUGACGAGAUCUAUAAUCUAGCGGCGCAAUCGCACGUCGCCGUUUCGUUUGAGAUUCCGGAUUAUACUGCUGAUGUCGUGGCUACUGGUGCGUUGCGGUUGUUAGAAGCGUUACGAUCGCAUAUUACUGCUACUGGAAGAACUCAUGUGAAGUAUUAUCAGGCAGGUUCGUCGGAGAUGUUUGGAUCUACUCCGCCACCGCAAGCGGAGGAUACUCCGUUUCAUCCGAGAUCGCCUUAUGCUGCUUCCAAAUGCGCUGCUCAUUGGUAUACAGUCAACUACAGGGAAGCAUACGGCAUCUUUGCCUGCAAUGGCAUACUCUUCAACCAUGAAUCACCUCGAAGAGGUGAAAACUUUGUGACCAGGAAGAUCACGCGGGCAGUAGGCCGGAUCAAGAUCGGGCUGCAGAGCAAGCUGUUUUUAGGGAAUUUGCAGGCUUCAAGAGACUGGGGAUUUGCAGGGGACUACGUGGAGGCAAUGUGGUUGAUGCUACAGCAAGACAAGCCAGACGACUACGUGGUGGCAACUGAGGAAUCACACACAGUUGAGGAGUUUCUUGAAAAGGCGUUUGGGUACGUGGGUUUGAACUGGAAAGACCAUGUUGAAAUCGAUAAGAAGUAUUUUAGGCCUGCAGAAGUUGAUAAUUUGAAAGGCGAUUCAAGCAAGGCCAGAAAAGUUCUUGGAUGGAAACCUAAAGUUGGAUUCGAGCAGUUGGUGAAGAUGAUGGUUGAUGAAGACAUCGAGUUGGCUAAAAGAGAAAAGGUUCUUGUUGAUGCAGGAUACAUGGAUGCUCAACAACAGCCUUGAUCCCAAUCUCGAUCAUCUGGUACGAAAUACGCUACCUAUACCCACGUAUUUAAGUGUUUUCUUGAAAAUUAUUGCAUUAGUUAUUCAAAUCUAGUUGUUUCCAAUUUAAAGUCGGGUUGAUGUUCAGUGAGCACAAUCUUUGUUUAGUGUUAAAAAAACCCCAGAGAUUUAUUGAGGUUUGUAGAGAGGGAAGUUCAUUACUUUAGGGGUUGUCGUAUAAUCUUUUUAUCCUGCAAAAUGUUACACAAUGUACUUUCUGGGCUUUUCAUCAUAAUGCUGAGUAAAUUAUUUUUGUUUUGUUUUCAUAA
This is a messenger RNA of Helianthus annuus (common sunflower), 1598 nucleotides long. Its product is annotated as GDP-mannose 4,6 dehydratase 1. Bases 178 to 1290 code for a protein of 370 amino acids. The record is from RefSeq and is a predicted model, not a curated record. The transcript has 2 exons. NCBI's taxonomy places the organism in Eukaryota, Viridiplantae, Streptophyta, Magnoliopsida, Asterales, Asteraceae. Gene Ontology annotation, molecular function: GDP-mannose 4,6-dehydratase activity. Gene Ontology annotation, biological process: GDP-mannose metabolic process.